UCUCUAUGGGUAGUAAAGACGAAAAGCGCUUGCCGCGCUGGUGGUCCGGCGGCAUCUGCUCGGCGAUCGCUGUGACCACCACCCAUCCGCUGGACCUGAUCAAGGUGCAAUUGCAGACGCAGUCGCGUAAGGAGAGAAAGCCCGUCAGCGAGAUCAUCAAGAACAUCUACCAGCGAGGAGGUUUAACCGGUUUCUACAGCGGCAUCUCGGCUUCAUGGUUUCGCCAGCUGACUUACACCACCACCCGCUUUGCCCUGUACGAAGCUGGCAAGGAUUACGUCGACGCCGGAAACAUGGGUGCCAAGAUGGGCCUGGCCACCUUCGCGGGACUCGUGGGUGGGAUUGUGGGAGUCCCUGGUGACGUGGUUACAGUGCGUCUGCAGAACGACAGCAAGUUGCCGCCGGAGAAUCGACGUAACUACAAGAACGUUUUUGACGGCCUCUACCGCAUUUACAAAGAGGAGGGCAUGUCCAGUCUCUUCCGCGGCACUGUGCCAGCCGUUUCCAGAGCCAUCCUGCUGACCAUCGGUACCAAUGCCGCCUACGACCAGGUUAAGCAGAUGCUUAAGACUGCCACAGGAGCAAAGGAUGGGGUGCCGCUGCACUUUGCCACCUCCACGAUAGCCGGAUGCAUUGCCACGAUUAUAACACAGCCAAUCGAUGUGCUCAAGACCACUUUUAUGAAUGCCAAGCCGGGCGAGUUCUCCGGGAUUGGGGGAGCCUUUCUCAGCAUCGCCAAGCAGGGUCCUUUGGCCUUCUAUAAAGGCUUUAUUCCGGCCCUGAUACGAGUCAGUCCCAACACAAUCAUCACAUUUAUCCUGUACGAGCAGGCGCGAUUGCGCUUUGGUUAUCUGCCACCAGAUGCAAAGUGAUGCCCCCCAGUUUCCGGAACCAUUUCGUUUUUAAUUUUGAAUAUUUUACAUUUACAAAUGCACUGAAUCGGAAAUAAUC
Molecule: messenger RNA, 951 nt
Organism: Drosophila takahashii
Lineage: Eukaryota; Metazoa; Arthropoda; Insecta; Diptera; Drosophilidae
Gene: Dic3
Product: Dicarboxylate carrier 3
Biological process (GO): phosphate ion transmembrane transport; succinate transmembrane transport; thiosulfate transport
Molecular function (GO): antiporter activity; sulfate transmembrane transporter activity; oxaloacetate transmembrane transporter activity
Source: RefSeq, a predicted model, not a curated record